This is a messenger RNA of Ustilago hordei, 1458 nucleotides long. Its product is annotated as putative ATP-dependent RNA helicase DHH1. The transcript has a single exon. NCBI's taxonomy places the organism in Eukaryota, Fungi, Basidiomycota, Ustilaginomycetes, Ustilaginales, Ustilaginaceae. Gene Ontology annotation, biological process: P-body assembly; cytoplasmic stress granule assembly. Gene Ontology annotation, molecular function: mRNA binding; RNA helicase activity; ATP binding. The coding region runs from base 1 to 1458 and encodes 485 amino acids. The record is from RefSeq and is a predicted model, not a curated record. Gene Ontology annotation, cellular component: P-body; cytoplasmic stress granule.
AUGUCGUCAGCAGGGCCAGCGUCAGGACAAUCCGAAGCAGCUUGGAAGCAGCAGAUCGCUUCCAAGAUCGCCAAAGAUGAACGUCCUCAAACUGAGGAUGUCCUCAACACCAAAGGCAACGAGUUUGAAGACUACUUUCUGAAACGGGAACUUCUCAUGGGUAUCUUCGAAGCCGGUUUCGAACGUCCUUCCCCCAUCCAAGAAGAAGCUAUCCCUAUCGCCCUCACCGGUCGUGAUAUUCUUGCGCGUGCCAAAAACGGUACUGGCAAGACCGCCGCCUAUGUCAUUCCUUCGCUCGAAAAGCUCAACACCAAGAAGAACAAGAUCCAGGCUGUUCUCCUUGUGCCCACUCGUGAGCUUGCUCUUCAAACAAGUCAGGUCGCAAAGACACUUGGCAAGCACCUCGGUGUUGAAGUCAUGGUCACUACUGGUGGUACCACUUUGCGAGAUGAUAUCUUGCGUCUAGGACAGACUGUUCACAUGCUUGUCGGUACUCCUGGUCGUAUCCUCGAUCUUGCCGGUAAGGGUGUAGCUGAUCUCAGCCAGUGUCAUACUUUCGUCAUGGACGAGGCCGACAAGCUUCUCUCGCCCGAAUUCACCCCUGUCAUGGAGCAGCUUCUCAGCUUCUUGCCCAAAGAGCGACAAGUCAUGCUUUUCUCCGCCACUUUCCCUCUGAUCGUCAAGGACUUCAAAGAUCGCAACAUGGUCAAGCCGUACGAGAUCAACCUCAUGGACGAGCUCACCCUCCGUGGUGUCACCCAAUACUACGCCUUUGUCGAAGAGCGACAAAAGGUGCACUGUCUCAACACGCUCUUCUCCAAACUCCAGAUCAACCAAUCCAUCAUCUUCUGUAAUUCCACCAACCGUGUCGAACUGCUCGCCAAGAAGAUUACAGAGUUGGGAUACAGCUGCUUCUACUCGCACGCCAAAAUGCUUCAAUCCCACCGAAACAGGGUUUUCCACGACUUUCGUAACGGUGCAUGCCGCAACCUGGUCUGUUCGGAUCUUUUGACGCGCGGUAUUGACAUUCAAGCGGUGAAUGUGGUGAUCAACUUUGAUUUCCCGAAGAACGCAGAGACGUAUUUGCACAGAAUUGGUAGGUCGGGUAGAUUCGGUCAUUUGGGUUUGGCGAUCAACCUAAUCACGUACGAGGAUAGGUUUAAUCUGUAUAGGAUCGAGCAGGAGUUGGGGACGGAGAUCCAACCGAUUCCGAGCAAUAUUGAUAAGAGGUUGUAUGUUGCCCCGAGUCUUAUUCAGGAGGGGGAGAAAGGAGGUCAGAAUGGGAAUAGGCAGGAAGGUAGACCGGUGAUUCCGCCGGGUCAGCAGGCUAUGCAUGCAAGUGCGAUUCCGCAGAAUCAGAACUUCAGUAAUAGUGUACCGCAUAGGCAUAGGGGUGGUGGAUCACGAGGCGGUGGUGGUGGUACGGGUAGGGGACAGGGUGCCCCGCCUGCGCAAUAA